CAAAAGAGACAUCUUCAUCCCGAGGUGCCAAACACAUCAAAGACUCACACACAGAGACAACAUGAAAGUUGCUGCAGCCUUUAUCGUGGUGCUGUGUUGCCUGGCUGCAAGUCACGCAUUGACAUGCAAGGAGGGUCCCAGGUUUUAUAGUCCCGAACAGAUGGAUGCUGGACUGGGACACGUCGUCGGAGUAGACAGGUACAAGAGGCCGUAUUUUCUAAGUGGAUUGAGCUUCUACAGUCUGGGCUCAGCCAGCCUCAAGCAUGUCACCACGGGACCUUCUGGAACAUGGGGAUGUGACAGAUACAACAAGGUGUACAAAUUCGUAGCUGGAAACUGGAAAGUAGCCUCUGGUUACACCUUGCAGCAGGUGGAUGCGGGAGGUCCUGGUCAGGUUGUUGGAAUACAAUCCAGCAGCAAUCGAACCCAAUGUCUGUCAGAAGCUCGUGCUUUGGCUUUUUAUGGAACUGGUUCCCUGACAUGGUCAUACCUGAGUAAUGUGUUAAUGUACGUCAGUUGCGGCCCAGAGACAUGCUGGGGAGUCACUAAUGACUACAAAGUCUAUGUCGCAAAGAUUCGUGACAACUGUGGAAGAGCAACUGGCUGGCGAUAUGUGUCAAGAGGAAUGAAAAUGAUUGACGUUGGAACUGAUGGAUCUGUUUAUGCAUUGUCUACAUCUGGCUUGGUGUACCAGAGAACUGCUUUCAGCAGCAGAUCGUAUUAUGGUACUAGGUGGACGAACAUCCCGAUGUGCAUGCCUAUCAAACACCUGACCUACGACCUGAAAAACCUUUGGGUUGUGACUGAGUCUCGUUUGCUUUUGGUUUGCACACCCUAAAGUCAUCAUAGUGGCAGAUGGUUAUGUGCAUCCAUCUCUCUACGUCUCUGCCAUCAUGCCUUUAAAGUUUCAUCCUUUGGAUUAUUUAGUGCACACAUUUAAUAACUAAUUUACAUUUGAUUUAUUUUCUCAACAUAAAGGCUCUGGUGUUAUCGGGUAUAAUAAGUGAUUAGCAUUUACGCUGCAAGAACUGAUUAUGGAUAGAUCUCUUCUGUAUCUACAAACAAUGUCAGAUGAAGUGCAACUUUGUUGAAAACCCUUGAUUUUGUUUUCUGUAUGUAAUUUUCAUACAACUUAAUGUUCAAAUCAGGAAAUAAAAUACAUUUUCAAAGCAGAA
Messenger RNA from Solea senegalensis (Senegalese sole), 1175 nucleotides. Its product is annotated as fish-egg lectin-like. The transcript has 5 exons. NCBI's taxonomy places the organism in Eukaryota, Metazoa, Chordata, Actinopteri, Pleuronectiformes, Soleidae. The coding region runs from base 62 to 838 and encodes 258 amino acids. The record is from RefSeq and is a predicted model, not a curated record.